Messenger RNA from Mya arenaria, 1344 nucleotides. RefSeq lists its product as uncharacterized. Bases 195 to 809 code for a protein of 204 amino acids. The record is from RefSeq and is a predicted model, not a curated record. NCBI's taxonomy places the organism in Eukaryota, Metazoa, Mollusca, Bivalvia, Myida, Myidae. The transcript has 6 exons.
AUGUUUAAUUGCCAAUGCUUCAUUGAAUUCAAAUAUGCUCUAAAAGAUAACUACCUGUUUAUAAAACACGCGAGGAUCAUCCGCGGUAUUUAAUAUCUCCAUAACUAGUUGAUACAAUAUUGUUUUUGAACAACUAGGAAUAACAAGAGGCGUCAGUUUAACGUUGGUUGGCAAAAACUGUCGAAAACAUUAGAAUGGCGGACUGUAGCAAGACUCGGAUAUUGGCAAUCCUAUUAGGUGUUCUCUGCCUGACAUUUGCUGAGGUCAUAGCUGUAUUCAUUAAUCAGGAAUUAAGACAUCGAGAUUCUAAAGAAAAGGAGAUCAACGCUGAAAACAUCAACUCCUUCUUUCCGGGGUACUUCCGAUCCCCCGAGGAGCAGCGGCUAUAUGAGAGUAGAUACAUGAGCGGCUUCACAAACAGAACUGUCGUGGAACCAAGAAUAUCUUAUUUUGAUACGACAUGCGGUUUUAGCUGCAGAAGCACAUUCGCCAAAAAACUGAAGAAGCGACAAUUGGCCGCCGUGGAACACGGAUGUUGUAGAUCGAACGUGGCAUUUAUUGCUCCAAAUAAACGAAGCAAUGUGAAUGGACGCGAACGAACCAUUCUGCAGUUUGGUACAAACAAGCAGUACUUCGCCGUGCACAGCUGCACAGCGUUGCGCUUCUGUAGAGGUUGCCAAUGUUCGCAGGAGAACGGUAUGUAUAUCGGCGUUGCUGUGAAGGAUGGUGUGAAAAAAGUAGACGACCUAGAUGAUGUAGAGCUGGACUUUUUCUACUUUGACGGCUGCUGCAAGUGCAUUAAUGACUAACUUUAUGUUUUCUAUUUCAUUACAUUACAUGCCAAACAUAGAUAAUUUAUUAUUUACCUAUAAAAGGAUAAUAAUGUAAAAAGAAGACAAUGUAGGUGUGCCACAGACGGGAUACUUUAAUCAGAAAUACACUCACAUUCAGGGCAAAUGGUUCCAAGAAAAAAAAAAUGUGCCAGCAAAAUACACCUGGCUUCAAUGUUCUUAUACACAAAUCAAAUAGAAAAAAAACACUGCUAAAGAGCAGUCAUAGAGUCCGGAACCACUGCGGCACCCACUCUCAGACUCAACAUCACUUGCACUGCCAUGGUAACAGAAAAUUACCAAACUGGAAAGAUAAAUAUGCAUGACACAGUAUCCAUAGUAAAUGAAAAUUUGACAAUUUGAAAGAAGUUUAUACUAUCCCGUCUGAGCGUCGAAUGACCAAUUCAAUACUUUAGAAGCACGAGGAAAACUACUUAUUUACGCACGAGUAAACAAAUCUAUACCAAGUAGUACUCCUAUACCGCAGAUAUAAUAAAUACAUUUGUGUUUUCUA